CACCGGAAGUCGAAGAGGAGGAGUGCACAGAAGAGAGCCAAACUGCGGUUACCCACCUCAGCUCAGCUCACUUCAGUUCAGCCCCAUCCAAACCUUUAACCCACCUUCAAUCUUCAUAGAUAUCUUCGACAAAUAAUAAACCGCCAGUUAUAUUAAUUUCUAGCCGAUCGAUCGAGGUAGAAUUGAAGAGCCUGCCAGAGCAACCUAAUUGGUAAUUAGAUCAAGCUUUUAAUUAGAUAGAUCAGAUCAGAUCAGAUCAUAGCUAGGUGGCAAUUGAUUGAUUGUUAAGAAUGGGUGAUGCUCCUCUCCAUUACAACGACGAAGCUGGUAAUAGUGCGGCGGCGCAACCUUAUUCUGCAUCAUCAGCACCAAUAACCCCACGCCCCCCAACUCCGGCGGCUCCAACUCCGCCGAUCGUGUCCCUCCCUCCGUCGCAGUACCACUCCCCCUCCCUUUCCCGGUCGCCGCUGCUCACUCCCGGCGGCACCAACAAGAAGAAAUCAUCCACGACAACGCCGAGAAUAAUCAGAACCCCUCGGUUCAUCACCCCCCUGGGCAGCCCUUUGAGGAAAGCCAUUAAACUCACGAAACUUGACCCCCAGGAUGCCUGGCUUCCCAUCACCGAGUCCAGGAAUGGAAAUGCUUAUUACGCCGCUUAUCAUACUCUGUGCUCCGGGAUUGGGGUCCAGGCUCUUGUGCUCCCCGUUGCUUUCACCAUUCUAGGCUGGACGUGGGGUAUUAUUCACUUGACUGCGGCCUUCAUCUGGCAGCUAUACACUCUCUACUUGCUGGUGCAGCUCCACGAGUCUCCCGAAAAUGGAAUUCGGUACAGCAGAUACAUGCAAUUGGCCAGCGCCACAUUCGGGGAUAAGCUAUCCAAAGUCCUGGCUGCAGUUCCAAUCAUGUACUUGUCGAGCGGCACAUGCGUGGCUCUGAUCGUGAUUGGCGGCUCGACCUCCAAGUUGCUUUACGAGACUCUGUGCGGGCCUAAUUGCAGUAAUCCGAAGCCGCUGACGAGCGUGGAGUGGUACCUUGUGUUCACCUGCGCAGCCGUGCUGCUGUCACAGCUGCCCAACCUGAACUCCAUCGCCGGAGUUUCACUCGUCGGAUCCCUCACAGCAGUUGGCUACUGCACCGCCAUUUGGGCGGUGUCGGUGGCGGAGGGCAGGCUGCCCAACGUGUCGUACAAUCCAAUUAGGGCUGGAACAGAAAUUCAGAGGAUUUUCAGCGUGCUGAAUGCCGUUGGGAUCGUUGCUUUCGCGUUUAGGGGACAUAACCUCAUCCUUGAAAUCCAGGCGACCAUGCCCUCGAGCGAAAAGCAUCCAUCGAGCGUACCCAUGUGGAGAGGCGUCAAAGGAGCAUACUUGAUUGUAGCGCUCUGCUUAUUCCCACUCGCCAUAGUCGGAUACUGGGCCUACGGUCGAAUGAUCCCAGCGAAUGGUAGCAUGCUAACGGCCGUGUAUGCGUUCCACGGGCAAGACGUGGCACGGCCAGUGCUGGGACUGAUAAGUUCCUUUGUGGUCAUAAAUGCGCUGAGCUCAUUCCAAAUAUAUGGGAUGCCGAUGUUCGACGACGUGGAGUCGGCGUACACCAAGAGUUUCAAGAAGGCUUGCCCCUGGUGGCUACGGGCCUUGAUCCGGACGGUAAGCGGAUUCAUGUGCUUCUUUGUGGCGGUGGCGAUGCCGUUUCUGGGAAGCAUGGCGGGGCUGGUGGGCGGGAUCUCGCUGCCGGUGACAUUGGCGUACCCCUGCUUCAUGUGGCUCAAAAUGAAGAAACCAAAGAGGUAUGGCCUCACCUGGUGCCUCAAUUGGGGAUUGGGACUGCUCGGGAUGGCAUUGAGUGCCCUCCUUACGGCUGCCAGUCUCUACCUUCUUAUAGACACGGGCGUCCAAGUUAGCUUCUUUAACCCUCAAUAGUCUGUCUCGUUAUUACAUAUGAUUCGUUUAGUGUGACUUGCUUUAUUAAGUCUAGUUUGUAAGGUAUUAGAUUCGAUUGAAUUAUCCUGAGCGCACUCGAGAAGUAGCGGAUGCGAAUUUUCACGUUAUAUAUAUAAAAUAUAUAUAUAUCAAAAUGGAUGAUUAUAUA
Molecule: messenger RNA, 2085 nt
Organism: Andrographis paniculata
Lineage: Eukaryota; Viridiplantae; Streptophyta; Magnoliopsida; Lamiales; Acanthaceae
Product: lysine histidine transporter-like 8
Exons: 5
Coding region: 291-1916 (541 amino acids)
Cellular component (GO): plasma membrane
Source: RefSeq, a predicted model, not a curated record